GGUCUCUGAGGAGUGACUGCAGGGCUCCGGGGGCCCGAAGGAACGAGGGCUCCUGAGGACGGCACGCCUAAGCUCUUUGACGGUCGGGUUCUGGCUUCCUCUCCCUUUCCGGGUCCCCCGUCUCUCAGGCAUCUUCGCCUUCGGCCUCCAGUUGGUCUCCGUGGAGGCUGCUCCGUUUGAAUUCACCGCACUCCGUUUCCAAUGGCUUUGGAUUCGGCCGUCCUCACCUAGAGCAGGGCAUCACGGGGCAUGGAAUCGAAGCCAGGCCCCAGGUCCUAACACACACACACACACACACACACACACACACACGGGGAGGAACCGUUGUCCAGCUUUAUAACGCGUUUAAUCUUACAAUCAUUUACUUUGUUACAUUACCCUGAAAACAGCUGUUGCCAGUCAAGAGGUUUGCUAAAUAAAUCAUCUCUGGACGGACGUCGCAGGCCCGUCCACACUGGAAGUUCUGCAACCCCCGUGGUCCCACCAAUUUUAGGGUGGAGCGGGAUCUGUGAAAAACCGGAUUUCAGACACCAGCCCAACAGCCUUGUUCCUGAGCAUCCCGGGGCUAUAAGAUUAGAGAGAUCUGAUCUAGGUGCAAGGGAGACCAUCCAGAGGCUUUCGGCUCCGAGAAGCCUUCCUCAGUGGGGCCAGGGCCACUUGCAGCGUCUUCAAAGGGAAGACGGAGGUGUCCUUCAACCGCCUUGGAGCCUACCCUCCUGGGGAGUCCUGACCCUAUCCUCCCGGUGAUCUCGAUGGGUGCGGUGGGACAAGCCGGCCUCCACAGGAAACCCUCCCGAGCGGGCCUUCCAGCUUACCUCUCGCAGCCCGACCUUCUUGACUCAGCCCUCAAGUCCCUCGAGACUUAGCCUCCCGCCCGAAGCGCUCUUCUCGCUGUGAUUGGCCGCCCGAGAAGGCUUCGGCCAAUGGGGAUGACGUAUUCAGGCAGACGUAGGCCCGAGGGCUGGGGGAGGAGGAGGGACGUCAGGCCCCACGACGCACUGCGCGCGAAGCCCCCCGGCUCGAGGUGUGUGGUGCGGGCCGCGUGGCCUCCGGACCCGGCUGUCACCGCUUUCCGGUGCAUGAGGGUGCCGGGCCCGCAGCGGUACGAGGGCACCAAGGAGUGGCUGCAAAGCCCGUGUGGCCAGAGGUGGUGGCGAGGGUGAGUCCUGAAUUCGGGCCUCGAUUCCCACACUCCAUUCCCAGAAACCUUUGCGCCGAGAGGUCUCUCUUCAAAGGAGUUGGGCCGGGGCUCCCAGAGCAUGAGGGACGCCCAGCAUUGCAGGGCCUUCCCUGAACCCUGAUUCCUUGCUUCUGGACGGGGAGCGGAACCCUCAGGCCUUUGGCCCACCUCCGCUGCUUUGCUAACCCUCCCCGAGCGAAGCUGGACUUUGGGAGGAAGCAAGACAGCCUGGACAGAGGACCCGAGCACCAAGAGGACGCCAAGAGCAACUUGUCCUGCAGAGCUGUUCCAGUUUGACGGGAACCGUUCAGAGCCUUCGGUGCCACCCGAUAAAAGGCUGCCUGCCAGGAAAGGAACGCCAGCUGUGCAGAAUCUGAUCUGUGAAGACAUAGGUUUGUUAAGAGACCAACAUGUGCUCUCCUGCCAGUUCCAAAAUCCUAUAUAGGAAUCCUCGGCUGCUCCGCUUAGCUUUUGUGCAGCUCCAUCACCAGCAACAGAGUGGCGUGUUCUGUGAUGUCCUUCUGCAGGCAGAAGGUGAGGCUGUUCCAGCCCACUGCUGCAUCCUGUCAGCCUGCAGCCCCUUCUUCACAGAGCGCCUGGAGCGGGAGAGGCCAGCUCAGGGUCGGAAGGUGGUGUUGGAGCUGGGGGGCUUGAAGAUCAGGACGCUCAGGAAGCUGGUGGACUUCUUGUAUACCUCAGAGAUGGAAGUAUCUCGAGAAGAAGCCCAGGAUGUGCUUUCUGCUGCCCGUCAGCUCCGUGUAUCUGAGCUAGAAUCCCUCCAGCUAGAGGGUGGGAAGUUGGUGAAGGCCCCCCAGGGCCGAAGACUGAACCGGGAGUGCUUACAGCCUCCAAGUCCUGCACCAAUCUCUGCCAGGGUGGUGGCAUCCAUCCGCCGCCCUCGGACUCCACUGCCUGUGACUCAGACUCCUUGUUCUCUUGGGCUAGUGAGAUUGAAGUCCUUGGGAAAAGAGGAGGGGCCCCUGGAGAAAAGCAACCAACAGAACACAGAGAACUUGUCUGGCAAUCUUCUGCUCAAGAGGAAGGCCAGAGCUUGCCCAACUCAAGAAAAAAGCUCUCCACCAUCAAGCCAUAGUCAGGGACCUAAAGAGAACAAGAGCGACUCUGCCCAUGCUCCCGCAGCAGUUUCCCCACCUGGUAGGUACUCCUCUGUGGACAAGCGACUAUUGCCCAGAAAGAUCAGACUGAGUCGCUCAAAGCCGUCUCCUGACGUCUGCACACCCAAACCUUCUGGCACUGUAAGCAGACCCAGCUCAGUACCCACAGCCCCUGGCCGGCGUCUUUGGCGGCAGAAGAGUGUAAAUAAAGUACCAGAGGACAAGGAGAAACCAGGGAGAGACAGUCCUCUACAAAGCCUCCCAAAUCCAUCUGGUCUUGAAAAUACAGGUGGGAGCAAGAAGCGGAGCCCUGAAGUCAGGGCGCCGUACUCAGACUCUGCAGAGGGGCAAGUUGGAAGGGUGAAGCUUAGGAAGAUUGUCAAUGGGACAUGCUGGGAGGUGGUACAAGAGCCUCCCCUCAAAAACUCUCAACAGAGCCCUCAGGCCCCGGAACCUGAAUGCUCAGAGCCUGCAGGGACACAGCCAUCCUCAGUUACGGAGCAGGCUAUGUUACCUGCCAGAGUAGACCUGUGUCAGGACACCCCAGUGUGCUUCAGGCUACAGGACCUCCUGCUCUCUGCUAGCCACUCGCCAGACCACCCAGUGGCGAAGUCGGAGUUUGGGUCCAGUCCAGAGCCGGUUGGGAAGGAGCCCGGGUUGGAUAUUGACUGCAGAGAGCACUACACGUUUGACACACCCCUGCUGGGGCCGCCGUGCGAGGCUGAGGAGUACCGCAUCACAAGUGCUGCUGCCACCAGUGAGCUGGAGGAGAUCCUGGACUUCAUGCUGUGUGGCUCUGACAUCGAGCCACCCAUAGAGUCUCUGGAGGGUCCUGGAGGCGAGGGCUGCAGGACCCCUACUUAUCACCUGACAGAAACAGGAAAGAACUGGAUCGAAGGGGAGGAAUGGUGUCUGCCAGACAUGGAACUCUGGCCCAGGGAGCUCACGGGACUGGAAAAGGAACCUAUUGGUGAGAACAAAGAGCCAACCAACUCCUUUAGCCCCCUUGUCCUGCCCUCUGAGAUGAGUGAAGGGGAGGAGGUACCUUCAGUAGGAGACCCUUGGACUCCAGAUCUGGAAAUUACCAGUUCCCAGCCACUGGAUGGUCACAGAGAGAAGCUUCUCCACAUGGACUCUCUCGACCUUGCCCAAAGGCCCUCUGAGGAUCUCUCACCUCCCUGUUCAAACUGGAUGGACACUAGGCCGGAAGUGUCCCUAAGUACGGAGGAGGUAUUACACCCUGCUCCAGAGGCAGGCAAGGAGGAACUUGGCAACUCUGAAUUGUUGGACCCAUUUCUUGCCAGCUCCGAAGAAGAAGAGAUUGAUGUUGUGGACUGGACGUCAGAGGGGAGGCUGGUGCCCGUGGGUAUUCCCUCUGUGUGGCCCGACCCUUCCUCAGAGUCAGACACAGAGGUGGACAUACUAACAUAGAGCAGGUACUGCAGGUCGGACCCUGGGAGGGUGGGAAGUGUUGACUAGCAAAAGGUGUGUGGGCACAUGCCCAUCCCCUCAGCACGAGAGGCAGGGGUACUCCGAGCUCUCUGUGGGUCCCUUCCUAUCCUCCCCAGGCUUUGGGAGCCAAGCAGAAGUAGUACCGUGGGUACAAAAUUAUGGACUUGAACUGUCUUAUUUCUUUGUAAUCUAUUUUCCAGUUAGUGAUAAACAAAUGAAACUAUAAA
Molecule: messenger RNA, 3974 nt
Organism: Suricata suricatta (meerkat)
Lineage: Eukaryota; Metazoa; Chordata; Mammalia; Carnivora; Herpestidae
Gene: BTBD18
Product: BTB domain containing 18
Exons: 5
Coding region: 1591-3726 (711 amino acids)
Biological process (GO): positive regulation of transcription elongation by RNA polymerase II
Molecular function (GO): protein binding
Source: RefSeq, a predicted model, not a curated record